ACAGUCAUUGAUGUUGCCUGCAUGUCUACUGUAUUAUAAGUGUUCUCUAUGCAUUCAGACAGUGGUUACUGGACUAACAGUGUAUGUCCUACUGUGUUGGAAAAUAUUGGUGACCAAAGAUUGCUAUGAUUCGUGUUUUUCACGAGCUGUUUAUGUAAUUGAAGUUUCUUGGCUCUUUACCUGAGAGUUGUAAACUGGAUCAUGGGCUCCGAAGACGCACUCAGGAGUGCAUCAACUCUUGCAUCGUACAACGUCCUGCUUCAGGCUAUGUUCCGGGUGCUUACUUUCUUCCUGAACGCGUUCACACUGCGCUUCGUGUCCAAGGAGUUAAUAGGCGUGGUAAACGUAAGGUUGACGCUGCUGUACUCCACACUGGUUUUCCUGUCCAGAGAGGCGUUCAGGAGGGCGUGUCUAAGCGGAGAAGGGGCGGGGCGUAAUUGGAGACAGGUUAUUAACCUGUUAUGGCUUACGUUGCCACUUGGCUGUCUCUGGGGUGUGUUACUGGUGUGCGUGUGGCUGUGGCUACUGCAGGCUCCAGACCCUCACACUGUCCCACAUUAUGGACCUGCUGUGGGACUCUUCUGCAUGGCUGCUCUAACCGAGUUGCUCGCUGAGCCUCUCUGGGUUCUUGCUCAUGCUCAUAUGCUUGUUCGCUUAAAGGUGAUUGCAGAAAGUCUAGCAAUAAUUGCAAAGUGUCUUGUCACCAUGAUGAUGGUGGUUUCUGCUCCCCAGUGGGGUCUCUAUAUAUUCUCUGCUGCCCAGUGUGUAUAUGCAGGGUGCUUGUGUCUUUGCUACAUUGCCUACUUCAUGCAUUUCCUGGGUUCCGAGGAAGCAGAGAAGAAGCUCUUUCCGCUGCGCCACAUCUCAGAGCUGCUGCCCACCAGAAUGAACGGACAGCCACUGAUUAACUGGAAGCUCGCCACACUGACUUGGAGUUUCUUCAAACAAUCUUUCCUCAAACAGAUUCUCACAGAAGGUGAGCGUUACGUGAUGACCUUUCUGAAUGUACUAAAUUUUGGAGACCAGGGGGUGUAUGAUAUAGUGAAUAAUCUUGGCUCGAUGGUGGCUCGGUUUCUCUUCCUCCCUAUUGAAGAGAGCUUCUAUGUAUUCUUCGCCAAGGUGUUAGAGCGCGGACGUGAUGUACAGCAUCAGAAACAAGAGGAGGUCUCUAUUGCAGCUAAUGUACUGGAAUGCCUGCUGAAGCUGGUUUUUCUGAUUGGUCUGAUUAUCACUGCAUUUGGUUACUCCUACUCCCACCUGGCCCUUGAUAUGUAUGGAGGGGAACUUUUGAGCAGUGGAACAGGUCCCUCUCUUUUACGCUGUUACAGUUUUUACGUAAUGCUUUUAGCUGUUAAUGGUGUAACAGAGUGUUUUGUUUUUGCUGCCAUGAGUAAGGAGGAGGUAGACAGGUAUAACCUAGUUAUGCUGGGACUAUCCGCCUCCUUCCUGGUGCUUUCCUAUUGGCUGACUUGGCUGUUUGGGGGCGUCGGCUUCAUCCUAGCAAACUGUUGCAACAUGGCUUUGCGAAUUAUCCAUAGCCUUAUUUACAUACACCACUACUUCAAGCACAGUGACCACACCCCUCUGUCAGGUCUCCGCCCACAUCCUGUACUCUUAAUUGUCCUCACAAUAAGUUCCAUCCUGACAGCCAUCUCCGAGCGUACACUGUGUUGUGACAGUGGCUGGCUGCUGAGGCUGGUGCACAUCUCCAUCGGAGCAGUUUGUUUACUGGUUGUAGUCAUAGUGGUGUUUCUUACAGAAACGAGACUUGUUCAGUUCAUCAGAACUCAGCUACUACCCAAAUACAGCAAAAAACACACAUGAGCUUACCUCAUCAAACAAUCAACGGGACCUGUCAGUUUGGUGCUGGACCAUGUAUUGCCUUGAUGAAUUUAGGCAUCUGUCAGAACUAGGCAAAUAAUCCACAAAUAUCCACAUUAUAAUUCUUUGCUUCAGGGUGGUUGCUGUGUUUAGAAACUUGUAUGUUGUUUUAUUAUGGGAAUAUUAAAAAACAUCAAUUUCUAUUUUAAAAUCUGAUGCUACAAAAUGUACUAUUUUACAAGAAGUUUGUGUUUACAGUCAGUUUUGUGUUUACAGUCAAUACGAAUGCACUUUUUCCUUUUUAGACAUUAAGAUAUCCCAUCUGUUACAAAGGCAGGAUUAUGGAAAUUAAAAAACAAAACAAAAAAACAUUCUAUCUUGAGAAAUGUUUAAUAGAUGGACACUGUUGUGGGUAUUACAACGAAUAAUAUAAAUGGUUUAUGACAAUGUAGUUGAUAUUUUUUUAAUAAUACAUCUUUUGUUCUUACCUAAUAACAGUUUAUUAUAAUUAUGAUGAUAUUAUAUUCCACUAAGUCCCGGAUAUUUAUAAUAAAUUAUAAUUCAGGUAAUAAUUACCUAAAUUGAAGGAGCAGUUUGUAAUUUUUAGAGCCUGCUGCUGCCUGUGAUGCCAACUCCAUUGGAAACAUUGACAUUGCCUUUCUCCCAAUCACCUGCAUGCAGUUUGGUGAAAUGACAUAUGAAUUGUAAGUCACCUUAAAAGAAAAAGGCACUGAGCUGAGAAGUUGAGAAGCUGCUGAUGGUGGGAUUUGAGACUUGAGGGACUUGAGCCAGAAAAGUGACAACAUAUUGCAAAUGUCAUCUUUCUAAAGUAUCUUGAGCAUUAAAUUAUUAUUACAGGUUUAUAAACACUUACAAAUUACAAACUGCACCUUUAUUAAAGAUAUGGGCUACACCAUACAAUGUAUUACUGGGAGCAAAUUGUGACAUUUUGUUAGAACAUUUUGUUAAAAUAAUUAAAUUGUUCAUAUCAA
This is a messenger RNA of Ictalurus punctatus (channel catfish), 2813 nucleotides long. RefSeq names its product RFT1 homolog (gene rft1). The record is from RefSeq and is a predicted model, not a curated record. Bases 202 to 1824 code for a protein of 540 amino acids. The transcript has 13 exons. Gene Ontology annotation, biological process: dolichol-linked oligosaccharide biosynthetic process; glycolipid translocation. NCBI's taxonomy places the organism in Eukaryota, Metazoa, Chordata, Actinopteri, Siluriformes, Ictaluridae. Gene Ontology annotation, cellular component: endoplasmic reticulum membrane.